AUGUCGCGUCUGCCCGGAAGGGUGUGUUUCAACAUCCAUUUACUCAGUGGCCGAAGCGAGUUUGUAUCUCUGCCGGAAUCGGGCACUUUUGCUGAUCUGAAAGAAGCGGCACAACGAGUCUUCAAGCUGGGAUUUCUACAGCUCUGCACAGCCGAUGGCUCUUUCUUGGAUCUCAGGAUGAUGGUUCAGGAUGCAGGUCCUGAACUCCGCGAUCUCUAUGCGGCAAGGAUUUCACCGCACCUGGCAGCCACCCAGAACGCCUUUGCAUUGGGUUCACCCAUUGCGGACGCCAUUUUUCACUACAUCAUGUAUGACUUUUCACUGCAGCUCCGGGCAUACCUUGAUGAUGCAGGGCACACAGCGUUUGUACGUUCUCGGCUGCAGAUGGAAGUUGACAUGAUUAUUUGGAGUGAUGACCUUGCUGUUCCCAUUGUCACGGCCACCGCAGCUGAGCUGUUACCUGCAUUGCUCGACAUGCUCACCUUUGUCAAGAGGGAGUUUGCUGCCCGUGGGUUCCGCAUCAAUCUUGCCAAGGGCAAGACUGGCAUUGUGGCUACCUUUUGCGGUACGGGAGCUGCUGACAUUCGACGACUAUUUCAACUCAUCCCACAGCCGGGCAUCAUGCACCAAUUUGAGGAAGGGGACACCCAGUUUGUCCAUAUGACACCUACGUACCGACACCUGGGCACCCUCUACACCUCGGACCAGCAACUCGACGCUGAGAUAGCAUCCCGCAUUGGUAUUGCUGUUUCUGCCUUCGAACAGCUGCGUCGUGGGCUAUUAGCCAACAGACAUCUUCCCCAAAGGUUGCGACUUCAACUUUUUCGAUCCCUUGUCCUGUCCAAGCUCUACUUUGCAGCUGGUACGUGGCAUACGCCGACUGGACGACAAUGUGACCGCCUUCGAGCUGCCCUAGCACGUAUGCUGCGGAAGAUGCUUGGACCCACAAACCGUGGUCUUUCCGGCCCACAGCUUUUGGCUAGCGCUGAUGUUCAAGAACCUCGAGUCCACAUUGCGAUGGAACGUUUGCUGUAUGCGCAGCGAGUGUUCCACCAUGGUCCGGCAUUUUUGCAACUCAUGUUGCACUCAGAAGCUUCACAAUGUCCAUGCUCCUGGCUAGAGGGACUGCGCUAUGAUCUGGCAUGGCUUCAUGGCGUUGAAGCUACAGCCGACCCCAUCCUGAUUGCCACUGAUCUGACUGCCCUUAUUGAUUAUUGGCAGCGUGACCCAGGGCGCUGGAAGCACCGAAUCAGGCGUGCUGGUAUUCGGCAUCUUUUUCAGGAGUGCCUCUAUCAAUGCCCUGAUUGCCCACGCUGGUUUACUACACCCCAAGGAGUGAGUACGCACAGACGAAAGGCACAUGGAGUCUAUUGCCCUGAGCACCACUUAUUGGACUCAGCGACAUGCCCAGCCUGUUUGACAUACCUGUGGAGCACUCAGCGCUUACAGCAACAUUUGGCCUAUAUGCCGAAAGAUGGUUCUCCCAACGCUUGCUUCGCCUACCUGCAGACGAUUGGGUAUGCGGUUACAUAUUCUGCUGAGCAUCUGCCCCAGGCAUUGACUGGGCAAUCCAGACGGGAUGCCUUGCCUGUCGCUGGUCCUCAUGGGUGUGGUUCCACUGCAACUGACCGGCGCCUUGCAGCUCUAGUUUCAGAACGAGAUACACUUGCAGCCGAGUACUUUGAGUACAUGCAACCUGAUUCUGUUCUUGAUGCUGGAGCUCGUCUGGGUGACCUCCUGACCUCAGUCACCCGAAGAUGGUAUCAUGAUUUUGUGCAAGCCUCCUACUGCUUUGAGGAUGUGGAGAGACCGCAAGACAGAUGGAUCGAUGUGAUUUGCAAGCUUCCUUCGGCUUAUGAAUCCUGGACUGCUCGCGUCUUCAUUUUAUGGGGACGCCAUGUUCUCCCAGAUUUGCUUGCAGAGCUCCUUGAUGGGGAAGCUGAAGCUUAUUUGGACAGAGAAUAUGCAGAUCUUGUGAACGACUUCGAUGAGUACCAGAUGGAGGAACGUUUGCGCAAGUUGGACCGCCUAAUUUGGCAGGCCACGCUUCGUCCUGAAGCUCCCGAACCACAUCGGCCAGUCCGACCUCCUCAAGAAAAUGCGAGGCCACGUUCGCUGCCGCAACUUGAGGUAGUGCGUCUCUUUGACAAACAAGAACAAUGGCAACAAGAUCUUGGGCGUGUGAGAUGGGAGGAUAUGCCGCAAGAUCCUUUUGUGCCUCUUGUGCCUGGGUUAGCUCCGCGACCAACGUUUAUCAUUGUCCACCUCUUCGCUGGAAGGCGUCGUGACACCGACUUUCAUGCAUGGUUGGAUCAAUGGGCUGAACGUUGGAAUGUUACCCUGACGAUUUUGUCCUUGGACACGGCAAUUUCGCCGGUCCUGGGCAAUCUUGACUGCAGAUCUGAGACCUGGCAGAAGAUUCAGGAACUUUAUCUUCAAGGACUCGUCGCAGCCACGCUGUCAGGGCACCCUUGCGAGACGUUCUCGUCCGCACGAUGGACGCCACCCCCUGAAGGACACCCUGAGCACAAAUGGCCCAGGCCACUUCGUACUGCUAUGCAGCUCUUUGGCCUGGACCAUCGGACCUUCAGAGAGAUGCGACAGACGCGCAUGGGCACAGCAUUUUUCCUCCAGACGCUCUGGACCUUUGCGUGCCACCUGGCAUAUGGGGGGUUCUUUAUCGAAGAACAUCCUGGAACUCCCCAACAAGCUGUGCAUCCUUCGAUAUGGAAGAGCUCUAUCAUGAAGGUGAUUCGCCAACAUCCUGAUGUGCGAUUCCACGAGAUUGGGCAAUGGGACCACAUCGCCUUCCCAGGGAGCACCGGUGGCGUGGUCACCUGGGGCGCCUCGCAGGGCGGUUUCAGCUCCGAGCAGUUCCGGGCGCUGGGUGCCCCACUGCGUCAGCUGAUGGCCACGCAGAGCGCCUUUGGGGCGCUGGCGGAGAACGGGCGCGUGGUGACGUGGGGCGAGGACAUGGAUGGAGGUGACAGCGAUGACGUCCAGGAUCAACUGGUGGAUGUGCAGCAACUGGCUGCAACCAGCAGGGCCUUCGCAGCGAUCUUGGCUGAUGGCUCGGUAGUCGCAUGGGGGAACCCCAGUUUGGGAGGCGAUGUGAGUAACGUGGCGGAGAGACUGAAGGGCGUGACUCAGAUUGCUGCCUCCAGUGGUGCCUUCGCAGCGAUGGCUGAGGGCGGUGUGGUGACCUGGGGCCGCGCCGGCGACGGCGGGGACAGCAGCGCAGUGGAAAGUCAGCUGAUGACGGUGACGGAAGUGAUCGCUUCGCAGUGUGCCUUUGCUGCAGUAAAGGCUGACGGAACCGUGGUGGCUUGGGGCAAUCCACACCAUGGGGGCAUGAUCCCAGAGGAGCUUCGGGAUACUUUGAUGGGGGUCCAAGACUUGGCUGCUACGGAUUUCGCCUUCGCAGCCAUCUGUGGAGAGCAGAGAUCCGUGGUGACGUGGGGCAGUCCCCAUUAUGGGGGAGACAGCAGUGAAGUUCAGGAUCAACUGAAAGAAGUGCGAGAAAUCAGAUCGAACAAGGGUUCCUUUGUGGCCAUUCUGGCAGAUGGAUCGGUGGUAUCUUGGGGACACAAGGGUCAUGGUGCAGACAGCAGCGAAGUGCGAGAUCAGUUGCAGCAGGUGGAGAAGAUCGCCAGUUCCUCCAACGCCUUCUGUGCUCUUCUCCGAGAUGGCUCGGUGGUUUCUUGGGGCAGAGGUUCUGAAGCUGACACUCGCCUGGUGUCAGGUCAGCUGGUGGGUGUGUUGGAUGUCUGCGCUUCGGCUCAGGCCUUUGCUGCGAUCACUAAGGAGGGCAGAGUGGUCACUUGGGGCCGGCCGGAGUCUGGUGGAGACUGCAGGAGUGUGCAGGAGCAGAUCCGAUAUUUGUAG
Cladocopium goreaui is the source of this 3885-nucleotide messenger RNA. Lineage: Eukaryota; Dinophyceae; Suessiales; Symbiodiniaceae. The record is from the annotation of a GenBank genome assembly.